CAAAUUUCUAUAAGAUAUAAUUUUAGGAUUAUGUAUGAUUCUUUUUCAAAUUUUGAUCUAUUAUUAUUUAUCCAAAAUUCGACCGCUUAGGUCACUAAGGUACUACUAAAGUCUAAAACGUUGCUCAAUCACGACGCACGACAAUUGGAAUUCAAAGACUUACUUGUCCGGAUCUAUGCCUUAGAGCUAAAAAAAAAAUACUACUUAACAAUCGAUAUGUAAUUAAAAAUAUUCAGUCAUGCACUCAAAACAAGUCUUAAAAAAUGAAAACCUCUGACCUUCCCGUCCCUAAUAUGCUACAUUCCACUAAACUAACCGUCCAUUAGAAAAUCUACAUAAUUGUAUCUUAUUAUGUCAUCAUCAUCAUCAACAUCACAUAGCUUUAAUUAGCACGAAUUCGCUACCUGGGACGGCCCAUCAGUCCAGGAUGGGGAUUCCUUUUCACCGUACGAUUGUCAAACCUGCGACAGUGAGCGCUAACAUACUGCCGCAUUACCCACUCCUCCUCUUUAUUGUUAUCUUAUUAUGUGAGUAAUAAAAUAAUAAUCUUUGUUAUUAAUUGUAUUAAUAUACCAGGUCAUACACUAAAAAAGGUACUUAUAGUGAUCAUAAUAGUUUAAAACGUUAAUCAUAUAAGACGUCGAGCCAAGGCUAGUCUGUCCUAGUUACACGAAAAAUUAUCGAGUAGUGGCAAGAUACAACCAGGGUUUCUUUACAAAACGUUGAAGAAUGAUUUCAUUGUUGAAGGACAAAUUAUUUCCGAAUAUCGUGGAUAAGGGCGUGUUUGGCGAAGGCCAAAGAUUCUUGUGGUUCAAAGAAGAUAAUAAGCAAGUGGGAGAAGACCAGUUACAGUCCACUGUGGUAUUUGGUACUUUGGCGGUAUCGGAUGGUCAACAGUAUCAAUUGGUGAUUAAAUUUAAUUUCGCAGAACCUAAAGCUAUCGAGAUUUUUAAUACUGAUAUCCAGUUUGAAAAUGAAAUAAUUAUGUACAAAGAUAUCAUACCGUUUUUAAUGUCAUACAGCGAAGAUGUCACGAACGGGCUUCCGUUGUUGCCUAGAUUUUUCUACGGGGCGAAAAAAAAUGAAGAUGCUUUAGUGGAUAAUGAUGUAAUCAUUUUGGAAAACAUGCGCUCUUUAGGGUUUCGACUAUCCGAAGAACGCGUAUUUAUUGGUUUUGACCAUAUAUCUGCAGGUCUUCAAGCUAUUGCAAAAUUCCACGCCUCGUCUUAUAUUGCCAAGCACAACGAUUUCACUCAAUUCCAAAACAAAAUUGUUGGAAUACGCGACCAUUCGUGGAAAUCGAACGACAGAUGGACAAUUCCAGAAAAAGCUUUACGAGCACUUGCCUUUCGAGGAAUAGACAGAUUGCUUCAGAGGAGCCCAGAAAAAUACCGCGACCAUGUGCAUUUAAAACAAUUCAUUGCACUUGUGGACAAUUUUUAUAAAAACUUACGGUCGACUAUGGUGCCACGACAACCUCACGCCGUAAUUUGCCACGGUGACCUAUGCCGCAAUAACAUUCUGUUCCGGUACGACCAUAGCGGACAUCCGACUGACGCUUUGCUCUUUGACGUGGCUUCGCCCCAAUACGGGUCACCAGUAUUGGAUCUAUCGUUUUUUUUGUACUUAAACACCGACAAAGAGUUACGGGAAAGCAGGUGGGGCGAACUGCUUGACGUGUAUCAUUCACGGCUUUCCACGUCUGUUCCAAAAAAUGUGCGCAUACCCAGUCGAUCCGAACUCGAUAGUGAAAUGGCUUCAUAUGCGUUCUACGGAUAUUCGUGUGUGUCACAUUUCCUAGUUUAUAUGGUUGACGAAAACCCAUUGCCGGUGACCGAACUGAUUGAAAUGCCUGAAGAAAAGUGUUUGGAAUACCGCCUGCGAGUUGGCGGAGACACGGGUACAGAAUUACUCGCAGACGUAAUUCAACACAUCGUAGACAUGGGUUACACCAAUAUAGUAUUAUAAUUUCAUAAAAACUGUCCUAAAUAAAUGUAGUAUACAUUGUGUGUCUAAUCGAAAAUUUCACAUUUCGCGAGGCUAUAGUGGCUACGAAUAAAUAACCUUACAAGAUAA
Adelges cooleyi (spruce gall adelgid) is the source of this 2076-nucleotide messenger RNA. RefSeq lists its product as uncharacterized. Lineage: Eukaryota; Metazoa; Arthropoda; Insecta; Hemiptera; Adelgidae. The record is from RefSeq and is a predicted model, not a curated record. The transcript is spliced from 3 exons. Bases 730 to 1968 code for a protein of 412 amino acids.